AUGCCGUCAGAUUCAGAACUUUCCUCAUUGUCGUCGGCACCGCCGACGGAUGAUGAAGCUUCUAAGACGAUUGAUCAGCCGACUGGUAUCGCAAAGUAUUUCAAGAAGGAGUCCGAGACGCCGCCGCCGAAGCGGGAGCCUUCACCACCACACGAAGAGACUCUGGCCGACAACCCGGACAUUGCAUUCAUCGUCGCGUUCCGCGCGCGUUUUCACGAAGUGUUCCCCCGAAGCGUGCCACACUACGGUCCACAAGAUAUCGAGAAGGGAGUCGAGGAAACUCCCCCCGGAGAAUGCGUUGAAAGAGUCCUAUGCGCAUUGCUUGGGCUUCUACUGAAUCGCAAGAAAGAGGUUGAACGAAACCACUAUACGCGUCCUCUCGAAGAAGCAAUCCAUACACAUCAGUCGCAGUGGCCGAAAGAAUGGGAGGGCAAGAACCCCCUGCACGGGGGUCGGAGCUUUGCGACCAUGACUCCUGUGGAACGGAUCCGUUUACUGAGAAUCUUGAUAAUAUGGUCACUUUCAUCGUCUGAAGCUGUUCAGGCGAAGAUCAAAGAAUCUUACAAGCAGGCACGCCACGAUGACGACCUUAACCAGCCAUUAUCUGUCCAGCCUUGGGGUCGUGAUAGCCUAAAACGUCGGUUUUGGCUUAUUGAAGGGCACGAUGAUACACAUUUCCGGCUCUACCGCGAAAGCAAUCCAGCGCUCAAGCACAACACCUGGCGGAGCGUCGCAGGCAGUAUUCCCGAACUCGAAGCAGUCGCCGAGAAACUUGAGACUGAGAAAGGAACAAACGCCAAAAGGCUCAGUGAAAAGAUUCGCGCAGCUAUUCCUCGAUUUGAGGCAUCAGAAGAGAAACGGAGACGCCGUGACUAUCGCCUAGCAAGAAAGGCCGCAUUCAGUCGUCCGGAUCCUGGAUUCUCCAUGUAUGAAGGCCGAACACGCGGCAAGAAACUGAAGUACACAUACUCGGAGGAUGAGGACUCGGACGAGGAGCCCGCUACUCGUCGCUCGACCAGGAAUGCGGCUUCGACCGAAGGUGCCACCGAGUCUAGACGGCCUCGAUUCACGGCAAGUGGGAGGCAGAUCCGAUCUCGUGCCGGGGGCCUUUACGGCGAGGCUCUGCUGACCGGACAACGUGAUGUUGAAGUCUUCGAUGACGAGGAAGAAGAAGAAGUAACCAGGCCGCAGAGAGCUCGUACUUCGAUUUAUCCAAAUGGAUACUCCGGUUAUAAUCCCGAUGAUUUGGACGAUUCAUCUGAAGUACAUUCAGUCGGGGAUGAGAGCGGCAACGAAUGGCAAGGAGUUGACGACGAUCUGGAAAAUGACUUCGAGGGUGACAAUGAAGAGAAAGAAGCAAGCCCAGAUGAGUCAACCGGCAACGAGGAACCAGAAAGCCUAGUUGUACAGCUUCGAUAUGGGAAAGGAGAUGCACCUACCAACUCCGGAGAUCAGGUUGACAAAGCACCUCCGCAAACACCUCCUGCGGAGGCCGACGUUGAAAUGAAGGAUGCAGGAGAAACCGCCGCAGCCUCAUCUGCCCAAGUGCCACCAACAACUUUCCCUCAGUCAAACUCCGACGUGCAACAGGCUCCGACUGUGACUUCAUCUUUGGUACCCCCGGUGCCAACUCAGGCCACUCCUGCUGUGUCUGUGUGGUCUGAUUCUCUACCAAAGCCCCAAGUGGUCAUCCCACAGGCGUCGCUGGCUGCAGGCCAAGCACUGAGUGGUGAUAUUUUCCCCAAGCCCCAAGUUGUCAUCCCACAGGCGUCACUGGCUACAGUCCAAGCACCUGUGAAUGGGAACACUGAGGCGCUGCAGGCCAGUCAGCAUGUUAAUCCCAAUGGCGGGAGCCGGUCGUGA
Penicillium bovifimosum is the source of this 1863-nucleotide messenger RNA. RefSeq lists its product as uncharacterized. The record is from RefSeq and is a predicted model, not a curated record. The coding region runs from base 1 to 1863 and encodes 620 amino acids. The transcript has 5 exons. Lineage: Eukaryota; Fungi; Ascomycota; Eurotiomycetes; Eurotiales; Aspergillaceae.